UGGUGAGUGUGACCACUCAUUCCAUAUGCUAUCGAUAGAGUAGGCUUGUAGCUUUUAUAUACACAUUUUAUCUGUUAAUUUCAUCUAAGGAGAAACUAACCAGCCAUGGAACCCAAAGGAGAAACGCAGUGGAGCUCUAUUAUAGUUCUUUCGGUUCAAGAGAUGGUGAAGGAGAAGAUAAUCACUACCGUUCCUCCUAGGUAUGUCCAAUCUGGAGUCGUUGAAGAUUCUGAUCUAUUAACCGAGAUCCCAAUCAUCGACAUGAAGCAGUUGUGUUCUUUUACCUCCAUGGACUCUGACUCCGAGGUUCAGAAACUCAACUUGGCUUGCAACGAAUUUGGAUUUUUCCAGCUUGUAAAUCAUGGAGUAGACCCAAGUUUCUUGGACAUAACAAAGUGUGAGAUUCAAGAUUUCUUCAACCUUCCCAUGGAAGAAAAGAAAAAGUUUUGGCAACAACCAAAUGAGAUGGAAGGUUUUGGACAAGCUUUUGUGGUUUCAGAAGAUCAGAAACUAGACUGGGCAGAUAUGUUCUUCUUUAUAGUGCAACCUGUUGAAUUACGCAAGCCUCACUUGUUCCCCAAGCUACAUCUUCCCUUUAGAGAUACAUUAGAGAUGUAUUCCGCUCAAGUGAAGAGUAUAGCUAAGAUCUUAAUAGCGAAAAUGGGGGAAGCCCUUCAGAUAAAACCUGAGGAAACUGAAGAUUUAUUUGGUGAUGAUAUGCUACAGAGUAUGAGGAUGAAUUACUAUCCUCCCUGUCCGGAGCCUCAUCAGGUUAUUGGUCUAACUCCUCAUUCGGAUGCGGUGGCCCUCACCAUAUUGUUGCAGGUGAAUGAAGUUGAAGGUCUCCAAAUCAAGAAAGAUGGCAAGUGGGUUUCUAUCAAACCGCUCCCAAAUGCUUUCAUUGUUAACGUUGGAGACAUCUUAGAGCUCCAAAGCUCUCAGACACGAGAAUCUAGGUACGCUUGCAGCCGCCACAUCUCGACAUCGGUGAGCCUCUGGCCGCCGGCGUCGAGCCUUCUUCCAUAGCUAUGUUCGUCAUCCGCUCCUCCUAUUCUUCAUAUCCACCGGGUUCGUGAGUUCGCCGAUCUGGUUCUCCGCCUUUGUCAACCUCUCUGCUCACGCCAGUGUAUCUCUUCGGAGAAAGCUUGUUGUUGUGAGCCGAAGCUCUUGUCUGUCUCUUUACGGAUCUAGUACUACUAGACCGAACAUUUUCUGGGGGGUUCCCCAAACCGUUGAGUUUCUCGCCGGUUACAGUCGCUGUUCUUCAUCAAUGUCGCUUUCCUGCUACGUCUAUCUAUCUCGCGACGAAUAUCCAUCCCGUUCUGGGGUCGACGCCUGUCAUCCAAACGGAACUGCGCCUCACCAGCCAGAUCCGUCACCAUCUCCGCCGCCUGCUUCCCCUGUCCUCUCGCCGAAGUUUCCCUUCCUCCACCGUGCUUCCUCCGUCGUACUCGCAAUAUCCCGACAAGGUCAUGUUUCUAUUUCUCUUGGGCUGGGCCUUCAUGUAUUGAAAUUGGGCUUUGUGAGUCCAGUGGUGUUUCACUGAAAUCUUUACUGAAGCCGUUCUACAUACAUCUUAUCUCUCUUGUGCGAAGGGUUUAUCAGGAUCAUCUUCAUCAACAUUCACCUCUUUCUCUUUGGAGAAGAGAACCAUUUUAUCCACUAUAUCCUUUUUAAGGAGUGUUUCCCUUCCAAACGUUAAAUGGAAGUGUCCACUCAUAUCUAUAACCGUCUUGCUAUCUUGCGUAGCGGUCUGUUCGGAGCCUGAAGAUGCAUCGGACUUUGUUUCGACGAUAUUCCGAGGUGCGGAUUGGGUGUUACGUCACAAUAUAAGGUGACUAGUUCUCUGCUGUCCGACCAUGUCGUGAAAGCUACAUUGACGUAUUCAAGCAUCGUCUUGAGUUCGUUGUCAUCUUCUUCUUUUGAAGACCUAUCCAUUUUAUGUUAUGCUGUUAUAGUUUAUCUUUUUAAUCAAAGAGGAUGGAUAAUUCUCUCUAUCUUUUGUAGGCAAGCAAGUUAAAGUUAAUGAAAGAAAAUUGUGUUCAAAAAAAAAAAAAAAAAA
Brassica oleracea var. oleracea is the source of this 2062-nucleotide messenger RNA. RefSeq names its product protein SRG1-like. NCBI's taxonomy places the organism in Eukaryota, Viridiplantae, Streptophyta, Magnoliopsida, Brassicales, Brassicaceae. The coding region runs from base 106 to 1026 and encodes 306 amino acids. The record is from RefSeq and is a predicted model, not a curated record. The transcript is spliced from 4 exons.